UGACGGCUUACGAGGAUACACCGAAACAUCUUAAAAUAUCUUUAGGAUUAGCUGUUAUCGCUUCUGACAAUCAGUUACACAUUCUAGAACUAAUUAAUUUUUUGUCAUGGAUGCAAACGAAUUGUUUGAACUAG
Molecule: messenger RNA, 134 nt
Organism: Racocetra persica
Lineage: Eukaryota; Fungi; Glomeromycota; Glomeromycetes; Diversisporales; Gigasporaceae
Source: the annotation of a GenBank genome assembly